Messenger RNA from Micromonas pusilla CCMP1545, 2565 nucleotides. Its product is annotated as glycosyltransferase family 66 protein. The coding region runs from base 70 to 2478 and encodes 802 amino acids. The transcript is spliced from 2 exons. Lineage: Eukaryota; Viridiplantae; Chlorophyta; Mamiellophyceae; Mamiellales; Mamiellaceae. Gene Ontology annotation, cellular component: membrane. The record is from RefSeq and is a predicted model, not a curated record. Gene Ontology annotation, molecular function: oligosaccharyl transferase activity.
CGACGAUCUGAGCGCGCUUCGCUCGAUCCGCCCGCAGAUCGCGCGCGCAGCCACACCCCGCCGUCCGCGAUGGCGCCCCAACCCGCGCCCGCGGGCGCGUUCGACCCGGCGAUCCAAGGCUUGCGAGUCGCCGCGCUCGCGAUCGCGUGCUACCUCGCGUACGACAUCCGCCUCUACGCGAUCCGCGAGUACGGCCGGAUCAUCCACGAGUUCGACCCGUGGUUCAACUUUCGCGCGACGCAGUACCUCGCGGACAACGGCUGGGCGAAGUUCAGCAGGUGGUUCGACUACAUGUCCUGGUACCCGCUCGGACGGCCGGUCGGGACGACGAUCUACCCCGGGAUGCAAGUCACCGCGGUGUCCAUCUGGAAGUGUCUCAACGCGCUCGGGUCGUCCUACGCCAUGUCCCUGAACGACGUCUGCGUGUUCUUCCCCGCGUGGUUCGGCGCGGUCGCCACGCUGCUCGUGGCGUUCUUAACGAAAGAGUGUCACGGCAGCGCGAACGCGGCGGUCGUCGCCGCGCUCGUGAUGGCCAUCAUACCGGCGCACACCAUGCGCAGCGUCGGCGGCGGCUACGACAACGAGAGCCUCGCCGUCACCGCCAUGUGCCUCACCUUCUUCGCGUGGUGCCGCUGUCUGCGAACGCCCGCGUCGUGGCCGCUCGGCGCGCUCGCGGGGCUCGCGUACGUGUACAUGGUGGCCGCGUGGGGCGGGUACACGUUCGUGUUGAACAUGAUCGGCUUACACGCCGCGGCGUUGGUCUCGUUGGGGAGGUACGACGCGUCGCUGCGCAAGGCGUACUCGCUCUUCUGGCUCGUCGGCACCGCGGGGGCGAUUCAGUUCCCCGUCGUCGGGCUCGCGCCGAUCAAGUCCAUGGAGCAGCUCGGCCCCGCCGCGGUGUUCGUUGGGAUGCAGGUCCUCGAGGUCGCGGAGCGGUUGGUGCGUCGACGCGGACUGAGAGACGCCGCGGCGUGGCGCACGAGGGUCAACGUGUACUGCGCCGCCGCCGCGUGCGCCGCCGCCGCGGUGGCGAUCCUCGCGCCGACCGGGUACUUCGGUCCGCUGUCCGUGCGCGUCCGCGGGCUGUUCAUCAAGCACACGAAGACCGGGAACCCGCUCGUGGACUCGGUCGCGGAGCACCAGCCCGGGACUCCGGACGCGUACUGGCGGUACCUGCACUACCCGUUCUACGUCGCGCCGUUUGGGUUCAUCGUCGCGUCGUGGCGGUUCCUUCGCACGAUGUCCCCGGCGGCGCUGUUCUUGCCGCUGUACGGCUUCACCGCGUAUUACUUCGCGAACCGCAUGGUCCGCCUCAUCAUUUUUUUGGGCCCGAUCGCGAGCGCGUUCACCGGCGUCGGCGUCGGGUUCCUCCUCGACGACGCGUUCGAGAACUCCCGCGAGCUGCUCGCCGGGGUCUUUUUUAAGAAGAGCGCGGAGAAGAAAGACGACGGCGGCGGCGACGGCGACGCGGGCGACGACGCGGACGAUAAGAAGAAGAAGAAGAACGGCGACGCCACCACGCGCGGCGUGCGUUUAUUCGCGGCGGCGUACCUCCUCGUCGUCGGCGUCCGCCACGUCCCGGACUUUGUCGACUACUCGCACGAGAUGGCGCGCGGGAUGUCGCAGCCGAGCGUGAUGUUCAAGGGCACGCUACAGAACGGCGAGACGAUCAUCGUGAGGGACUACGUCGACGCGUACGAGUGGCUGCGCGACAACACCCCCGAGGACUCGCGGGUGAUGGCGUGGUGGGACUACGGGUACCAGAUCACCGGCAUCGCGAACCGAACCUCGAUCGCGGACGGGAACACGUGGAACCACGAGCACAUCGCGAACUUGGCGCGGUCGCUCACCGCGACGGAAGAACGCGGGCACCGGGUGAUCCGCCACCUCGCGGACUACGUCUUGGUGUGGACGGGCGGCGGCGCGGACGACAUGGCGAAGUCGCCGCAUUUGUUUCGCAUCGGGAAGAGCAUCGGGCACGAUGGCGGCACCGUGGACAUGUACGAGAUCCAGUCCAAGUUCGGCGUGGAUCGAUACGGCCGCCCGACGCCGAUGAUGGCGCAGUCGCUGCUGUACAAGCUCGUGUCGUUCGAAGGUAAGGUAUCCGAGGAGCGGUUCCAGGAGGUGUACACGUCCAAGUACCGCAAGGUGAGAAUUUACAAAGUCGUCAACGUCUCGGAGAAGUCCAAGAGGUGGCUCGCGGAUCCCGCGAACCGCCUGUGCGACGCCCCCGGGUCGUGGUAUUGCCCCGGGCAGUACCCCCCCGCGCUCGCGAAGUUCACCGGGAUCAUCAAGGAGGCGUACCAGAUGCCGACGUUCCACCGCGAGCGCAUGGAGGCGGAGUUGAAAAGAGAGGAGGAGAGGCGGCGGAGGGCGAAGGAGGCGAAAGCCGCCGCCGCCGCCGAGGCUGCCGAGGCCGCCGCCGCCGCGGCGCGGAAAGCCGCGGAAGACGGGCCCGACGCGAAGACGGAGCUCUAGAGAGAUGUUGAUUCGUUUGAUUUUUUCCGCACGACCGCCUCGGAUCGCGUCGGGUCGAGUUGAAAUAAUACGCCGCCACGUUGUGCG